Molecule: messenger RNA, 636 nt
Organism: Anopheles darlingi
Lineage: Eukaryota; Metazoa; Arthropoda; Insecta; Diptera; Culicidae
Gene: RpL31
Product: 60S ribosomal protein L31
Exons: 3
Coding region: 124-498 (124 amino acids)
Biological process (GO): cytoplasmic translation
Cellular component (GO): cytosolic large ribosomal subunit; ribosome
Molecular function (GO): structural constituent of ribosome
Source: RefSeq, a predicted model, not a curated record
AAGAGCGUGACAGCUUUGUCAAAUUUCCACGUAGCGUUCUUUCGUUUCCGGCAUCUUCGAGGUGCGAGAACACAUUUCGUGGUUUAAAAGAAAAUCUCUUUUAAUUAAACAACCACCUUCAUAAUGGUCAAGGCCAAGCGUGAGAAGAAGCCGAAGUCGGCUAUUAACGAGGUGGUGACACGGGAGUGCACCAUCAACUUGAACCGCCGGUUGCACAAGGUGGGCUACAAAAAGCGAUCGCCGCGGGCCAUCAAGAUUGUGCGCAAAUUUGCCGAGAAAGAGAUGGGCACCACAGACGUGCGCAUCGACACUCGCCUGAACAAGGCCAUCUGGCACCGUGGAAUCCGAAACCCACCAUUCCGCAUACGCGUGCGCCUCUCCCGCCGCCGUAACGACGAUGAGGAUUCCCCCAACAAGCUGUACACGCUGGUCACGUACGUUCCAGUGUCCACGUUCAAGGAGCUGCAAACCGAGAACGUUGAAUCGACGGAAGACUAAGCUGCCAAGGUUGCUUCGGGGCUUUGUAAAUAUUGUGAAGCUUCGUACUCUUGGUGCCGGUGUUUUGGAUCGUUCGUGGGAGAAUAAAGAGAAGUGAGGAGAGUGCCCCAUAAGAUCAGAGCAGCUCUCCUGAAUCGA